GUCCGGGCAAACCUGAGCUGCCAGCUUGCCCCUAAGCAAGAUGGCCGCCAAUCUCCAUUCUCUCCUACGAGCGUGAAGCCAUUCACUCCCCGCUUAAUGCCGCUGCCAGGCUGCCCUCACUUAAUAUGGCUACUCUCCUCAUGCCUUGCUAUGGUCUCGAAGCCGCCGCUAACCGGCCAGGUUCCGGGAGGCGCUGUGCAGGAUGCAACCACCCCCGCCCGCCUCUCCCCUCCCCCACGCCCGCGGCGGCGGCGGCGGCGGCGGCCGGAGCCCGGAUGCGGCUCCGUGAGACGGCUCGGGAAAGCGGCGCGGAUGGAUUCAACAUGGCGGCGCCGAGCCUAAGCCAAGAGAAGAGACCGGGGAAAUUAAGUUUCUUCCAGAGCGCACUGGGGAUUAUAGCUGCUGAGCAGAGAUUCUGGAAAGCGUUGUGUUCCUGAGCCCCCAGCAUGGCGGGGAUAAAGCGGCAGGCAAGCCAGGUGUGGCCAGAAGAGCAUGGAGAGCAAGAACAUGGGCUGUACAGCCUGCACCGCAUGUUUGACAUCGUGGGCACCCACCUAACACACAGAGAUGUGCGUGUGCUUUCCUUCCUCUUUGUUGAUGUUAUUGAUGACCAUGAGCGUGGACUCAUCAGAAAUGGACGUGACUUCUUACUGGCUCUGGAGCGCCAGGGCCGCUGUGAUGAGAGUAACUUUCGCCAGGUGCUGCAGCUACUACGCAUCAUCACUCGCCAUGACCUGCUGCCCUACGUCACCCUCAAGAGGAGAAGGGCUGUGUGCCCUGACCUUGUAGACAAGUAUCUGGAGGAGACGUCAAUUCGUUAUGUGACCCCAAGAACCCUCAGUGAUUCAGAACCGAGGCCUCCCCAGCCCCCUAAAACAGUGCCUCCCCAUUAUCCUGUGGUGUGCUGCCCCACUUCGGGUCCUCAGAUGUGUAGCAAGCGGCCAACCCGAGGGAGAACCACACUUGGGAGCCAGCGGAAACGCCGGAAGUCAGUAACACCAGAUCCCAAGGAAAAACAGACUUGUGACAUCAGACUGCGGGUUCGGGCUGAAUACUGCCAGCAUGACACUGCUCUGCAAGGCAACGUCUUCUCCAACAAGCAGGACCCACUUGAGCGCCAGUUUGAGCGCUUUAGCCAGGCCAACACCAUCCUCAAGUCCCGGGACCUGGGCUCCAUCAUCUGUGACAUCAAGUUCUCUGAGCUCACCUACCUCGACGCAUUCUGGCGCGACUACAUCAAUGGCUCAUUACUAGAGGCACUUAAAGGUGUCUUCAUCACAGACUCGCUGAAGCAAGCUGUGGGGCAUGAAGCCAUCAAGCUGCUGGUGAAUGUGGAUGAGGAGGACUAUGAGCUGGGCCGACAGAAACUCCUGAGGAACUUGAUGCUGCAAGCAUUGCCCUGACCUUUCCCCUUCUCACUUCUCUGGGGACUGUUCUGGGGUUUGUUCUCUGCCCUUCCAACCAAUCACACCCCUGCCUUUUUUUUUUUUUUUUUUUUUUUAAAGGAAAAGACAAAGCGUGGAAGUGGUGUUCCCCAGCCCUCUCUGCACCCAUGUGCCUGGGCUUACCCUGGUCCCCAUCCCCACCUACCCUAAUGUGUGUCUGCAACCACCUCACCACUGAGCCGUAAGACAAAUGUGUAGGGAGAUGCAGUCUGUAGGACACCGUCUUUGUAGGGGAUUGAAGUGAACAGUGCUUUGGGGUGCAUUGAGGGAUUAUCAAUACUUCUGGCUUUAUGAGGGCUCUUCAGUUUUGUCUGAAAAACCAAAGGGCUGUGAGCAAGGGAGCUGUAUGGAAGGUUGGAUUCUGAAGUGUAUUUUGGAAAUUAAUAACUAUCUUCUUCCAAAUUACAGAAUUUUUAAGAAUCGGAAGCUGUGGCCCUUUCCACUUCUCCUGGCCUCUGGUGCUGCUCCUCUCUGCCUUCUUUUCUCCAUUCCAAGGCUUGAAACUGCUGCCUGGUGUGGCUCCUUCCUUUCUCCCCUUUGUCAAACCCUCUUCCAGGGAGUAACAUAAGAGAACUCAGCCUAGUCACUGUUCCCAAUUGUGCUGUGUGUGUGUGUGUAUAUGCAUACACAGGGUGGAUGGGAAGAGGCUGCUGACCAAAAUACACUCACCCUAAAAGGGAAGGGGGAGUGUGACACUUUCCAUGUUCAAGUGAAAAUAAAUAUACCCUGCA
Molecule: messenger RNA, 2176 nt
Organism: Octodon degus (degu)
Lineage: Eukaryota; Metazoa; Chordata; Mammalia; Rodentia; Octodontidae
Gene: Dedd
Product: death effector domain containing
Exons: 6
Coding region: 447-1403 (318 amino acids)
Biological process (GO): extrinsic apoptotic signaling pathway via death domain receptors; apoptotic process; regulation of apoptotic process
Cellular component (GO): nucleolus
Molecular function (GO): DNA binding; protein binding
Source: RefSeq, a predicted model, not a curated record